UGAAGUCAGCAUGGACAUGAAUUUGUCAGCGCGUUGUGCUUUGGUUCUUUCUCUGUUGGCAUUUGUACAUUUGAAAAUAGUCUCUGCUGCAGAAACGGGAGGCAUAUCUACAGCAAAGCCUGGAGUGUGCCCUCGUAGACGAUGGGGCAUAGGGAUAUGUGCAGAGUUAUGUUCCAAGGACAGUGACUGCCCCAAUGAUGAAAAAUGCUGUCACAACGGAUGUGGGCAUGUCUGCAUUGCACCUUACACAGCAAAGCCUGGAAUGUGCCCUCGUAGACGAUGGGGCGUGGGGACGUGUGCGGAGUUAUGUUCCGAUGACAGUGACUGCCCCAAUGAUGAAAAAUGCUGCCACAAUGGAUGUGGGCAUGUCUGCAUUGCACCUUACACAGUGCCGGUCCUCCUGAAGGCAGGUCAGUGCCCGCUGCUUCUGAAAGUCGUUCCGUCACACAAGGGAUGUGUCCGCGAUGAGGACUGUCCUAAAGAUGACAAAUGCUGCGUCUUUCACUCUGAUGCCUUGUGUGUCCCACCUGACUUCA
Salvelinus fontinalis (brook trout) is the source of this 536-nucleotide messenger RNA. RefSeq names its product perlwapin-like. Gene Ontology annotation, biological process: antibacterial humoral response; innate immune response. The annotation marks the transcript as partial. The transcript has 4 exons. The record is from RefSeq and is a predicted model, not a curated record. Gene Ontology annotation, molecular function: peptidase inhibitor activity. Gene Ontology annotation, cellular component: extracellular region. Lineage: Eukaryota; Metazoa; Chordata; Actinopteri; Salmoniformes; Salmonidae.